AUGGAUAGAUAUUUAAAUUAUAAAUGUGUACUUAUAUUGAUACUUAUCAAAUGUGUAUACUCUUCUGAUAAAUCAGAUGAUCUACACACAGGCCCUAUACCCAGUUGUGAUAGUGAUGAUGGAAAUUUUGAGGUAUCUGAAACUACUGAAAGACUAAAUAAAACUACUCUGAAUGAAACUAUAACUGAAACUACUCAGAAUGAAACUGUUAGUGAUAUAGCAACACAAACAGAUCCACAACAACCAACUCAACCAAUAGUAUAUUAUUUAGUAGAACCACAUCCAACAAUUCAACAACCUACUCAUUCAGGAUAUGAACCACAACCUCAACAACCUCAACAUCCUCAACCUUAUACUGCACAUCAGUAUCCAGGAUAUCAACCUAUACCUAUACAACAACCUAUACCACGACCACAACUAGAACACUAUGGAACAGGAUAUGGACCAAUACCAAUUCAACAACCAAUACCUCCACCACCAAUACCUGUGACUAUACCAAUACCCCAUCCAUAUGAACCACAUCCAAUAUAUCAGUCUGGACCUUAUGGACCUUAUCAAACUCAACCACCUCAAGGUACAGGUUAUUAUGGAACACAACAACCAAUACCAAUUCAACAACCUUAUCAGCCUUAUCAAGAACCUCAAAUACCAAUUCCAAUUCCAUAUCCACAAAUUCAUAUACCAGAACAACAUAUUCAACCACAGCCACAAAUUCAACAACCUUAUGGACCUCAACAUCAACAACAUCCACCAAUUCAUCAGCCUUAUGGACCUAUACCACAGCCAAUACCUAUACCUAUACUACAACCUAUACCUCGACCACAACAUCCACCACUACAACAACCUUAUGGACCACAAAUACCUCGACAACAAAUACCUUAUCAACAUCCACCACUACAACAGCCUAUACCACAAAUACCACAACAUCAACAAAUACCAAUUCAUACACCACCGCAAUCACCUCAUCAAGGAUAUCCAAUACCUUAUCAACCUAUUCAACCUCCACCAGAACAAGGACAUCAACACCCUAUUCCAAUUCCACGACAACCAAUUCCAUCAAUAAGAUUAACUACUUAUGGACCUCCUAGAUUUAGACCACAAGUACCAAUAAGAUUAACUACUUACGGACCUCCUAGAUUUAGACCUAGAGGAAUACCAGGACCUAUAAUUCAGAGACCAACUUAUAUGCCAACUACUGAAUCCAUCAAUUAUGGUCCAACUCAACAAACAAUUCCAACUGAAGAACCUAGUCAGGAAGACUCUAAAGAAUCUACUGAACCUACUCAAACAAUGGAACCUACUGAAACUCAAGACUCUAGUCUACCUACUACUCAUGAACCUAUUGAUGAACCUACUCAAGCUGAAGAACCUACUAAAGAACCAUCUGCUGAAACAUCUACUCAAGCUAAUACUCAAACUGAACCAAUACAUACUACUGAAGAAUUAGAGCCAGAAACUAUUCCAGUAGAAAUUGAAUCAGAUGAAGAUGAAGAACCUCCAAAACCUCCAAGUGGACCUGGAGAUGGAGAUCAGCCACCAGAUAAACCUGAAGAGGGAAGUGGAGAAGAAGGAGAUGGAGAAGAACCUGAAGAAGAAGAAGGAGAAGAUAAAAAACCACCUGAAAUAAUAAGGACAUGUAAAACAAUAACAUUUAUGAAACUGAAUGAGGAAGGUAAAUUAGCUGAAAUGAUUUUGGAAAAAGAUUAUAAAGUUAGAUAUUAUAAUGAAAAUGUGGUAAAAUACAUAUUUGAAAAAACAGUAAAUAAAGUAAUGUGUGAUGGUGAAAUUGUUUAUGAGAAAUUAACUAAUCAUCCUUAUUGUAGAUCUGUAAUUUAUAAUAAAUGUUCAGAAAAUUUUAUAUUUAGGCAUGAUAAACAUUUUAUAUUAAUAAAGUUAGUUAAUAAAAUAUGGAAAAUAGCAAGGAAGAGGAAAUAUCCAAAAUAUAUAAAAUUUUUUGCUAGUAAUGAUAAUGGUAAAUUCGUUCAAAUUGCUGAAGAGUUUUAUAUUGUUAAUGUUAGAUCAACAGGAACCUUUAAGUAUACAUUUACAAAAGAUGUAAAGUGUGUUAAAUUAGUAUUUAAAAAGCAACUAGUAUGGGAAAAAACUGAUAUUGAUGAAGGAUAUCCAACUGGAUUUUCUGUUUCUGAAAGAUUGAGAAUUAUUCUCAUUUUCAAAGGAUAUUUUAAUAUAUAUGAAAGAUCUGAUAAGAUAUAUAGAAAAACAUAUUCAAGUCGGGAUGGAUUAUCUUGA
This is a messenger RNA of Theileria annulata, 2250 nucleotides long. RefSeq names its product Theileria-specific sub-telomeric protein, SVSP family, putative. The record is from RefSeq and is a predicted model, not a curated record. The transcript has a single exon. Bases 1 to 2250 code for a protein of 749 amino acids. Lineage: Eukaryota; Apicomplexa; Aconoidasida; Piroplasmida; Theileriidae.